This is a messenger RNA of Ictalurus punctatus (channel catfish), 1698 nucleotides long. RefSeq names its product dehydrogenase/reductase (SDR family) member 12 (gene dhrs12). The transcript has 10 exons. Lineage: Eukaryota; Metazoa; Chordata; Actinopteri; Siluriformes; Ictaluridae. The coding region runs from base 231 to 1205 and encodes 324 amino acids. The record is from RefSeq and is a predicted model, not a curated record.
CGGAAGUUGUCCAACACGAUUUUUUUGUGUAACAACAUCGUUUCCUGAUCAUCUGAGUUAAUUUUCAAGUCAUUCGCUCCUGAAAAUCAGGCUUGUGCUUGAGAUAUAGAUCUACAGCCGUACAGUGCGCAUUGUUGACACGCGUUGUGUGCUAUGGUUAUGCUUAUGAAACAGUAGAUGUAGAAGGUGUGUUAUAUCAGUCGGUGUAUUCACGAUCAGAAGACUCCAGAAUGUCUUUUUACAGAAACGCUGUUUGGUUUGUGAAAGGUCUGCAGGAAUAUACAAGGGGUGGCUAUGAAGCAGCAGCAAAACAUUUUGUAGCUUCUGAUCUGGAUGUGGACGUAAGUGGCAGGUCUUUUAUUAUCACCGGUGCCAACAGUGGGAUCGGGAAAGCGACCUCUCUGGAAAUAGCUAAACGAGGUGGUACAGUGCACCUGGUGUGUCGGAAUAAAGAUCGUGCGGACGAGGCGAGGAAACAUAUUGUAGAGAUGAGCAAAAAUGAGAACGUGCAUGUGCAUAUUGUGGACAUGUCAAGCCCCAGAGGAUUGUGGGAGUUUUCCAACUCGUUCACUCAGAACCACAGUGUGCACGUGCUGAUCAACAACGCUGGGUGUAUGGUGAAUCAGCGAGAGUUGACGGAGGAUGGCUUGGAGAAAAACUUUGCCACCAACACACUUGGAACAUUCAUCCUGACCACAGCGCUGAUUCCUGAGCUUAAAAAGUCCCAGGACCCAAGAGUGAUCACUGUAUCGUCAGGAGGAAUGCUGGUUCAGAAACUCAACCUUGAUGAUCUGCAGUUUGAAAAAGGCACUUUUGAUGGAACCAUGGCUUACGCACAGAACAAGAGGCAGCAGGUGAUAAUGACAGAAGUUUUGGCGCAUCAGCACAAAGAGAUUCAUUUCUCAUCCAUGCACCCAGGUUGGGCCGACACGCCAGCGGUGCAGUCGUCCAUGCCGGAUUUUCACGCCAAAAUGAAGGACAGAUUACGCACAGAAGCACAAGGAGCCGACACUGUGGUGUGGUUAGCUGUGUCUGAUGCGGCUGUGAAACAUCCCAGCGGCCUCUUCUUCCAAGACAGGACACCAGUGGCCAAACACCUGCCUCUGGCCUUUACCAGAUCAUCUUCUGAGGAGGAGAACAAGCUCAUGAAUACGCUGGAGCAGCUCAGCACACAGUUCAAGCCGCGCCUUACUUCAGGUCUCUAAAGAACAACAAACACUCAACUGGAUACAAAAUUGAAUCUGUGUUUGUAUGAUCACUAAUCAAAAAUUAUUGAAUUUAUAUUUCUCAAACACAUUUUAUUAAUAACUCUAAAUAACAGUCAAAAUGGUGGAUUAAAAAUGUGUUGUUAAAAGCUGUAAGGUUUCCUGUAUCAAGAACAAACAAAAUUCACUAUUAUGAAUUAUCACUACUAUGAUUAUUUUCCUGUCCAGCACAGAGAUUUAGAGCCUUGUUUACAAUAUGUUUUUGGUUUUUUUUAAUUUACCACAUUGACCACAUUAACAAACUCACUCCAUGACAAACUUACAAAUUAAUAUGAAAUUGUUUACAUUUUGCGUUCUGCAUAAAUCUUGCUUGGUUUACUGUGAAAAGUGUGAUACCGAUACCGUAGUUCUGCCUUUUAUGCCUUCUUUUAAAUUAAUAAUAAUUAAUUCCACAAUUCUGAAGGAAAUGCAAAUAAAAACUUUAUUCUCUCAA